AUGUUUGAGGUGAAUGAGAACUACACGCGUGUGUCAGAGUUUGUGAUCGUGGGCUUCCCGGGGCUCGAUCCAUCCUUCUACCAGCUGGUGGCCUGGUUCUUCUUCUUCGUCUAUGUGAUCACAGUGGUGGGGAACAUCCUGCUGGUGGUGCUGUUUGCCCUGGAGCGCAGCCUGCAGAAACCCAUGUACAUCAUCAUGCUCAGCCUGGCUCUGUCAGAUAUAGGUUUUGCCACAGUGGCCCUUCCCAAAGUGAUAGCUCGGUGGUGGUGGGACGACGGGAGGAUCUCCUUCCAUACGUGUCUGUUCCAGGAACAAAUGAUCCACUACUUUGGAACACUCAACUCUCUCAUCAUGUUGACUAUGGCUAUGGACCGAUACCUGGCUAUCUGUCACCCUCUCAGAUACCCUAUGUUGAUGACCAACCAGAUAAUGAGUGGUCUAACAGUCUUCUCCUGGAUGUCAGCCACAAUCUCACCUGCCAUCGGCACCAUAGACUUCACCAGGAAAGUAGCAUUCUGUGGUCCCAACCGAAUUCUCCAUGCCUACUGUGACGCUCUGUCCCUGACUAAACUGUCCUGCUCCGACAUGGCGGCGAUCCAGGGCAGCUCCAUUGGCCUGGCCUAUUUUGUGCUCCUCGUCCCCUUCUCCUUCAUCGUCUUCUCCUAUAUCAACAUCAUCGUCACCGUGAUGCGCAUGGCUAACACACAGGGCAGGCUGAAGACCUUCUCUACUUGUGCUACUCAGGGCUGUAUCAUCCUUAUUUACUACAUGCCCCGCUUCAUAGUGUACGCUACACCCUACAUCCCCAACCUGAUCAUGACCCCUGACCUCCGCAUCGGCCUCACCAUUUUCUACAGCCUGUUCCCCCCAGUGGCCAACCCGUUCAUCUAUAGCUUCAGGACCAAGGAGAUCAGAGCCGUGCUGGGGCGCUGGAGACAGGGCUGGAGGAACAGCCAGACAGAACCGAGUAUACCCAAAACUCUGGCUGUUAUCACUAAAUGA
This is a messenger RNA of Oncorhynchus masou masou (cherry salmon), 1002 nucleotides long. Its product is annotated as olfactory receptor 10A4-like. NCBI's taxonomy places the organism in Eukaryota, Metazoa, Chordata, Actinopteri, Salmoniformes, Salmonidae. The coding region runs from base 1 to 1002 and encodes 333 amino acids. Gene Ontology annotation, biological process: G protein-coupled receptor signaling pathway. The record is from RefSeq and is a predicted model, not a curated record. Gene Ontology annotation, cellular component: membrane. Gene Ontology annotation, molecular function: G protein-coupled receptor activity; olfactory receptor activity. The transcript has 6 exons.